AUGGAAACAAAUCCUUUGUAUUGUAUUCGUACUGGACGUACGAUUUCAGAGAAAACUAUGGAAGAUGGUAAUAUUACCAAUAUUCAAGACGAUAAAAUCGCUGCAGCAUCUUUGGCAAAUCUCUACAGUGAACGGCCCAGUAAACUAACGACAAACGGACAUGAUUUCGCUGGAGAGUCGUCUAGUUCGCCCGACCAGUCGUUUGGCACGCGAUGCCAUAGCACCGACACAUUACAAGAAGAUAAGUUCAGGAAACGCAUUAAUCCGCUCAAAAUACACUUGGGUAAAAGACCGUUUGUGGAUAACUCAGUUUCCUAUAGUGUGAAUAAGAAGCGCAAACCGUUCGUUAACAAAACCAGUGACACACCGAAGAAUAUACCCCCUAGAGUACCUAAGUCAAUACCGAAACGCUUGGAAAACAGUCAUUAUCAAAAUGUUGCAUCACACAGUGGACUUGAGAGUGAGAAGGACAAACCUGUGCCUCGUCUCGUGCCCAAGAGUCAGUUAUCACAAUAUAAAAAGGGUAAAGUGGAAAAGGGAGCCCAGUUGAAAGAGUAUGCUCAAAGCCUAGGAUUACAGCCCAUGGUAAAGUUUAAAUGUCGAAAAUGUUGUUCCAUGUCAUUCAAAACUCUGGCCAUGUUGAAAGAACAUCAACUGGUGUGUCGGGCGCAGGCUAAGGAACCCGCACUCAGUCCCGAGGCAGCUCCCAACACAGAAAUGAACAGCAGCGGUCCUUCGAGAGUCACUCGGAAGGUCUAUUUGUGUUCGGCGUGCGGAACCUACUAUGAGAAUUGGAAUCUCUUCCUCCACAUGCGGGAAGUACACAAUAGACACAUUUGCCUCUUCUGUUUGGGAAUGUUUUCAAAAGCUGAGAAACUCUCAUCUCAUUUAACAAACAAACACAAUGUCAAAGAGUUUAAUUUUGACACCAAGGAAGAAUUCUCUAAAGUGUAUAAUGGAACAUUUUAUUUAAUGUGCUGUGCCUGUGAUGAAAUUUGUAGUGAAAAAGAUGAUUUUUUCAAUCAUGACUGUAAUAAUGUGAAGCCUAAGCCUGUGCCUGUUCUUAUUAGUAAGAAUUCAAUGAAGACCAAUUCCAAGAUUUGUAAAAGUUCAAAUGAAACUUCACAAAACGGACCCGGAGUAGUUAAUAAAGAUGCUAAAUCUGUACAUAGCAAAAAAAUUAUAAACGAGCCGAAACCUGACAAACAAACUACACAUCUACAGAGACCAAUGAGUUUUAUGAAUAAUGAUUCUAUGAACACCGACACAAAUAUAAGGAGCAACAGUUCAAUAGCAGCUAGUAAAGAGACCAGUAUACAGUUGGACUCAUCAAAUGAAAAUAACAACAUAACUGAGAGUUCAACAAUAAGUUCUGUUGAGAAUUUAUCAAAUAAUACAACAGAAUCCAUUACACCUUCAGUUCCUAACGGCAAUGAACCAUCCGAUGAGUCAGAAGAUAGCGACACACCUGAAUCAUUGAGCCCAGAAGCACCAGUACCUGACUCAACAUCUUUGAGGCCUAGAGAACCAACUCCUCCACCCGUAGAGAAAGAAAAAGAGGGUGGUAUUAAAUUAAAAUUGAGUCUAAAUAAUGCCAAUUCCCCAGUGAUUAUAAAUUCCACUGUAGAUCCCACGGUGGGCCAGCAGUAUGCUCACAAGCCACCUUCACGGAACAGAAGACCUCCUAAAAGAUAUGAGAAAGAUAAGCCUCCUGACCCCGCACCGCCCUCGAAACCUCCCUUGAUCAAGAUGACCAUAUGUGAUAAAGCUGACAGUUCAUUUGUAAAGACGACUGUCAUAGAAAAUAAUAAAGAAACAGUAACGAAGACGCUUGUAAAUAAUAAUGUGGAGUCAAUAUGCAAACCUCCCGAACAGAAGACGGAAACGGCAAUCAAAUCUACCAUUUACGAUAAUAAGCUAGAAGAUCUUAAUACUUUAAAUAGGGUACCAAAGCUAACUGUACGAGUUCCUAAAGAGUUUCUAGACAAAGAUUCUUCUAGUGAUUAUUCUUCCGAUAGCGAUAGUGGCGAAAAGUGCAACGGCGAGAGCAAAGAGAGUGUGGAAGAGCCCUGUCCAGAGAUGGAAGAACCAAAACGUGAAGUAACUCCCACAAUAUGUGACUAUGUUAAAAAAGAGGAAACCACGGAAAAUGAAAACAUUCAGGAGCCUCCAGUAGACGAAAACGUCAAAAACGAGGAUCAAACCCUGGUCCAAGCUGAGCCGAAAGUAGAAGAAGCAGAGCAGACCGCUCCUGACGAAAUUAAUGUAGAGGAACCGGAUGAGAGUGACAAUGUACCUGUAACAGAAUUGACAUUAGAUAGGCCAAUUGAUAAAUAUCCAUUGAAGGACCUUCUGAAAGUGUUUCUGGCUUCAACAGUUAUAAAUUGUAUCUAUUGUAAUCAUGCACGUAAGAUAGCAGUGAAUUGUGAGCAGCUCGCGCUCCAUAUGGUGGCAGAGCAUCGGUUUUCUGCCACCGUGAACAGUAUAACUGCCGAGGAGUUAAUGCCAGAAACGAUCACGGCCAAAGUUAAAGCCGGGGCCCCGGAGUUGUGUACAGUUUACAUUAAUCUAGACUCCUACGACAGUGUUGACAAGUGUGAGACGGUUCAGAACAAUCAACUUUUCGAAUGUUUUCAGUGUUAUUUUAGAACUGCUGUUCAUAAAGAUCUCUAUUUACAUAAUCGUAAAAUGCACCAGAAGACAAUUUUACUGUGUGUUAUGUGUAAAAAUAAUUUUUAUUCUUAUAGUGAGUUGUUAUGUCAUUUAUGCCCUGGAACAUAUGAUUCUGAAUAUGAAAUUAAGUUUAGAUGCUGUUUUUGUAACGUAGACAACAUUCUGUCGACGUUUAGGUUGAUGGUGCAUCUUAGGAAGAUCCACCACACUUGUGAUGUGUGUUUAGAAUUCUGCCAAAGUCAAGCACGCCUGUCUAAUCACGUGUGGAAACACAAGCUGCAUCAUUUGUGCUACCGCUGUGGUAUAGCCUAUAGGAAUAAGCCAGAUAUUACUAAUCAUUUGUUUUGGAAACAUGGCACCGAGAGUGUGUUGUGUAAAAGGUGUCUGCAGAAGAAAUGGCCGCACGUGUAUCAUUUCUGCACCCCUCCCGCUGUAUUUGUUUGCGACGAAUGUACUCUUCAAUUUACUAGAGCUGUUUGUCUCAAAGUCCAUAAGAGAUUUCAUUCAGCGGAAUUUCCACAUGUGUGCAUUGAGGAAGGUUGCACGGAAAAGUUUGUGUCGAAGAAAUUACUUAACAAGCAUUUAGAGGAACAUGGAAAGAAAUUAGUUAAAGAAGAGCUAAAAGACAGUAAACCGUUGGAAUCAAAUGAUGCACCAACAGAAGAUCAAAAAGACCCGAUUCCUGUCAUAGAUCUUGUUAAUGAUAAACCAAAAGAGGAAGCUGGAUCUUCCGACGUCAAAGCUGAGGCCGAGACUGAACUAUCUUCUAAGAAAGUCAAGAAGAAGAAGGUCAAAGACAAAGAUGCUUUGUUGUUAGAUGUCAAUUUGCCUGCAUUAAAUCUGUCUGAAAGUGAUAGCGAUGACUCGGACAGUAAUUCAAUCCAACCAACUAAAGAAAUUGAUUCAGAAGAUAAACCUAAACUUGAGCCAGUCGAAGAUAAUGCUGUCCAUCCUGUGAAUAACGAUAAAGAUGCCACUGAUGGAACUGUCGAUAUAAGUUCGAAUAAAGUAGAGGAGACACCAGAGUCAUUAGAUGAUAAGACGAAUGAGCAGCAAGUAUUAGAUAUAUGGGAUAACUUCAAGAAGUAUCAAGCUAAGGUGGAGAAGCAAAAGGAAAAGACGCCACCGCUCGUACCUAUCAGAAAACACGUUUGUGAAUCGGACCAUGACUAUUGCGUUAUACCGACGGAAGUGAACGGAGACGAGGAAUCCUUUGAUAAGAGGAAAAACAAAAAAUCCCCAAAGAAAAAACACGGCGGCCUGUCAUCAUCUAGUAGUAGCAGCAGCGACAGUGACUCCAGCUGUUCGUGUGGAUCCAACUGUAGUUGUUCCUCGAGUAGCGGCUCCUCAUCCUCCAGCUCGUCAGAUUCCGAUUCCUCGGACGAAUCUGGAAACGAAAAGAAAAAGAACAAACAGUUGAAGAAGUCACUUCCAAACAGACGAAUGAGUAACGGGUCCAAUGUCGAUGUAAUGGGUAUGUCGGAGACGCCCAUACUGGUUCCAGAGAAAACUGAGCCCGCCAUCGCCGAGAGCGACCUAGAGACGGAUGAAAGUGAAACAGAUGAAGAAUUCUAUGACAAAAAUCCACAACAAAUUGCCAAUAAAUUACACAAUGAAAAACGAAACCAACUAUUGUUGUUAGCAUCCGUCGCUCCGUCUGACGGAGGGUCCGUGUCUGGAGAUGUAAGUCGCUGUAACACACCCGUUAAAGAAGAAGAACCACAGCAACCGAAAGAAGAAGUGAAAGACGAGGAUAAUAAGGAAACAGAAGUGAAACAAGAGUCUGAGGUCAAGGAUAAGAGUAGCGGCAAAAAGAAGAGCAAAAAGAAAAAGAAAUCACGAAGCUCACGCAAACACGGCCCACUGAAAAUGAUAAUUCCUAAAGAUGUUAUUACUAAACCAGAAGAAGAAAUCCCACCGCCUUUAAUUCCGAAUAAAAUAACUAUAUCAUUACAGUCCAACACCGUUCAACUACCGGAGACUCCCAAAGUAGCCUCCAUCCCGCCUCCGAAGAACUCCAGUACUCCCGCGACCACAGUAGAGAGAAAGAGGGCCUCCAAGAGAAGAAGGGUGCCGAACAGGUUCUACGGUUACUCCAGUGACGAAGAGGCGCCACAGACUCCCGCGGCAUUAAAACCUCAGCUGCCUCCCAAAUUAGAGUGGCGAAAGGAGGACCUGCCAUCGCCGGUCACGCACAAACCCAAGAAAGAGAUUCCGUCUACCGUAACUCCUCAGAGAAUGUUCAACUACACGGAACCGAUACGGCUGACGGCGCCCAUACCUGAUCCGGAGCCGCCACGGUUCCUCAUGAAUUCUGAAUCUAUGGAGUCGAGCGACUCCGAGUCCAGCACGGAACCAGCGCUGGAGAUAUUCCAACCCCCAGCUCCGAACCCUCCUGCAGUAACAGUUCCUCCUCCAACGUAUCUGAACUCGGGCACGUCGAGCCUGCCGUACGCCUUCCAGAGGCCGGCGGCGCGCCAGGCGCGCGAGGGCGAGAGCGUGUACUGCUACUGCCGCUGCCCCUACGACGAGGUGUCGGAGAUGAUCGCGUGCGACGCCGACGGCUGCCCCAUCGAGUGGUUCCACUUCGAGUGCGUCGGUAUCAUGGUACCGCCUAAAGGCAAAUGGUACUGCCCGGAAUGUAGGAAAAAUCAAAGUGUCACAGGCAGAUAA
Messenger RNA from Danaus chrysippus (African queen), 5346 nucleotides. The record is from the annotation of a GenBank genome assembly. NCBI's taxonomy places the organism in Eukaryota, Metazoa, Arthropoda, Insecta, Lepidoptera, Nymphalidae.